Messenger RNA from Branchiostoma floridae (Florida lancelet), 1247 nucleotides. RefSeq names its product SET domain-containing protein 4-like. Gene Ontology annotation, molecular function: histone H3K4 methyltransferase activity; histone H3K36 methyltransferase activity; transcription coactivator activity. The transcript has 6 exons. Gene Ontology annotation, biological process: peptidyl-lysine monomethylation; peptidyl-lysine trimethylation; peptidyl-lysine dimethylation. The record is from RefSeq and is a predicted model, not a curated record. The coding region runs from base 106 to 921 and encodes 271 amino acids. Lineage: Eukaryota; Metazoa; Chordata; Leptocardii; Amphioxiformes; Branchiostomatidae.
CUUGCACACGAGGAAAGUUUCGUUCGCUUCUUCCAAUGGCUACACAGAAAUGGGUGCAGAAAUGUGCCCCUAAAACCAGCAGUCUUCCCAGGAACUGGUCGGGGAAUGAUGGCGACUAAGGCCUUAAAGCAUGAAGAACUGAUGUUGGUGAUCCCUCAGAGACUACUCAUCACUAUGGACGCCAUUAUGGACUCCUACAUCGCUCCGUAUAUUGAACGUGCGGAUCCCCGACUAACCCCCACACAGGCCCUUGCAGUUUUCCUCAUGUGUGAAAAAUACAGGCGCGAAAAAUCCUUCUGGCGUCCCUACAUCGACAUCCUGCCCGAGGAGUACUCGUGUCCGACGUUCUUCACCGAAGACGACUUCCGACUUUUGCCGAACUCCCUCCGAGGAAAGGCGAAGGCGAAGAAGUACGAAUGUCACAAAGAGUACAAGGAGCUCGCACCGUUCUUCAAGAUGCUCGCAGAUCUGUUUCCUGAUCAGGAGGAUGCUUUCAACUUCAAAGACUUCAAGUGGGCGUGGUCAGCGAUCAAGACGCGUGCCUUAGACGUGCCCAUUGGACGGGAAAGUUGCCGCCAUCUCCGGGACGCGGAGGACACCCCCACCCCCACCAUGUUCCCAUUGGUCGACUCCAUCAACCACGCAGCGCAAGCAAAGAUCAGGCACCGGUACAACGAGAAAAGCCGUUGCCUGGAGAGCCGCACGGAGACCGUGUACAGGAGACACGCCGAGGUCAUGAACAGUUACGGGCGCGCCGACAACGACAAUCUCCUGCUCGAGUUCGGCUUUGUCGUCCCUGGCAACCCCGAAGACACCGUGACGUUUCACCUGGGUAAAGUGUCGUCUGGAAAUUACGUCAUCUGCUGUCCUCGCCAAAUAUGGCGUGGCUCAGUUGAUCAAUUAAUUGUGCGCAUGACUUGAUCAUGACUUUCUUAUCACUCAGGUUUAGCGGAAGAUCAGAGAAAUCGACUGAUUAUGAAAUCUUACACCUAUCUCUUUAACCGGUUUUAAACGUUCUUGUAACAUUUCAUACACUUUUAUUGCAUAACAUCUUGACUUCAGUUUUAAGUUUUCUCUAGUUUUAAGACUUCUCUCAUUACUAAAAUGUUCUUCGGGUAAUCUAUCUAAUUCAUUUGCACUUCAUCUGUCUUCCCCUCCCUCUCCCAUUCUGUAGCAGUCAUCAGAUCUGGCGACAGUCAAGUCUUGCUCUACAAAGACGGCUAUACGAAACUAAAGACACUCGUGUA